CUACACGUGAAAAACGGAAAAACACCAAACUCUCCUUUAUCUCUGAAACUCUCGGAACUGUAUCUUAAUACAGCGGUAAACAUAUCUCUCUCUCUUCAAUCUGAAGAGGAAGAUAGACCAUGGCAGCCAAAUUAAGAAGUUAUGGGAGGGGAUUGGCUCCUUUGUUAUGGAGGAGGGGAUUAUCAAAUGCUUCUAGCUCUACCAUGAUACAACAACAACAACAACAACAGAGUGGGAAAUCCAUGAACCUCUACUCUGCCAUCAAUCAAGCUCUGCAUAUUGUCUUGGAAACGGAUCCUCGUGCUUAUGUAUUUGGAGAAGAUGUGAGCUUCGGUGGAGUUUUUCGUUGUACAACAGGAUUAGUAGAUCGAUUUGGUAAAAAUAGGGUCUUUAAUACGCCUCUUUGUGAGCAGGGAAUUGUUGGAUUUGGAAUUGGUCUGGCUGCAAUGGGCAAUCGAGCUAUAGCAGAAAUUCAGUUUGCUGACUACAUCUACCCUGCUUUUGAUCAGAUUGUUAAUGAGGCAGCGAAGUUCAGAUACCGAAGUGGGAAUCAAUUCAACUGUGGAGGAUUAACUAUUAGGGCUCCUUAUGGAGCUGUGGAACACGGUGGACAUUAUCACUCUCAAUCACCUGAAGCUUUCUUUUGUCAUGUUCCUGGUAUCAAAGUGGUCAUCCCUCGUAGCCCUCGUGAAGCAAAAGGAUUACUAUUGUCAUGUAUACGUGAUCCUAACCCUGUUGUCUUCUUUGAACCAAAGUUGCUAUAUCGCAAGGCAGUGGAAGAGGUUCCAGAGGAUGAUUAUAUGUUGCCUUUAUCUGAGGCGGAGGUGAUUCGAGAAGGUAGUGACAUAACACUUGUCGGUUGGGGAGCGCAGCUGUCUAUCAUGGAGCAGGCCUGUAUUGAUGCUGAAAAGGAUGGAAUUUCUUGUGAGCUCAUAGAUCUGAAAACUCUUAUACCCUGGGACAAGGAAACUGUGGAAACUUCUGUCAGAAAGACUGGACGACUUCUUAUUAGUCAUGAAGCUCCAGUGACUGGAGGUUUUGGUGCUGAAAUCUCUGCCUCUAUCGUGGAACGUUGUUUCUUAAGGCUGAUUAUAAAGCAACUGAUGUUCUGUCUGCAGUUAGAAGCACCGGUAGCCAGAGUCUGCGGUCUUGACACCCCCUUCCCUCUUGUUUUCGAACCCUUUUAUGUACCAAACAAGAACAAGAUAUUGGAUGCCAUCAAGUCAACUGUAAAUUACUAACACAUUCGGUGUUUUGUUGAAUCUUGAUGCUUGGAUGCAUUUAGAUAGGGGUUGGGACAUUCUGGUGGAGCUCAGAAGAGUUGCUAAUCUGUAAAAAAAAUACACGAGAUUGAUGAUAUUACACUAAUAAAUGCCCCAAUCUUUAUAUUCUAA
Tripterygium wilfordii is the source of this 1394-nucleotide messenger RNA. Its product is annotated as 2-oxoisovalerate dehydrogenase subunit beta 1, mitochondrial. The record is from RefSeq and is a predicted model, not a curated record. Bases 120 to 1241 code for a protein of 373 amino acids. The transcript is spliced from 13 exons. NCBI's taxonomy places the organism in Eukaryota, Viridiplantae, Streptophyta, Magnoliopsida, Celastrales, Celastraceae. Gene Ontology annotation, molecular function: catalytic activity. Gene Ontology annotation, biological process: response to nutrient; branched-chain amino acid catabolic process.